Podarcis raffonei (Aeolian wall lizard) is the source of this 887-nucleotide messenger RNA. Its product is annotated as apolipoprotein C-III-like. The record is from RefSeq and is a predicted model, not a curated record. NCBI's taxonomy places the organism in Eukaryota, Metazoa, Chordata, Lepidosauria, Squamata, Lacertidae. Gene Ontology annotation, molecular function: lipid binding. The transcript has 3 exons. Bases 304 to 666 code for a protein of 120 amino acids. Gene Ontology annotation, biological process: lipid transport; lipoprotein metabolic process. Gene Ontology annotation, cellular component: extracellular region.
UGAUACCUUACAUCUCCAACACAGACCAACCUUACGAUUCUAUGAUCCGCACGGCUUGGCAGCAAGAAGUUCUCUAGUGUCUUGACAGGUGGGGCCUCUCCCAAACCUAUAUAGAGUCACUGGAAAGCGGGGACCAAACCUGUGACCUUCAGCAUGCAAAGCUGAUACAAAACUGCAUCAGAACCGAUGUUCUACCCCUGGGCUACAGCAGCCCUUCCUUCUCAACACCCUGUUCUGCACAGCUGAAUGACGGCUCCGGCACUAGUCUAGCGCAGGCGUCGCCUCAGCCCCAGACUACUGGGGAUGGUGCCUUCUGGGCCUUCAGUGGCCAAUGGUGAUCUGACCUGCCUUUCCUUCCCAUCACAGGUCCAGCCAAGCGACAGAAUGAGAAGGCCCCUUCCACUGCUCUUUGUCCUUCUGGCGCUGCUUGCUGCGUUUGCACAAGCUCAAGACGCCCCAAAGGAGAGUUUGGUGGCCAAAGUGCAAGUCUUUGCCCAGCAAGCCAUCCAAAAGACCCAGGAGCGCUUCACCACUCUCCGAGAGUCGGAGGCAGCCCAGCAGGCCAGGGAAUGGAUCACUAACGGCUGGGCAAAUGCAGUUCAAUACUUUGGCCGUGUAAAGGAGAAGAUUGCCACAUUUUUGAAGACACCGGCACCUGCAGCAUGAUGGAAUUUUGAUUCCACACAAUUCCAGGAGGAUCUCUCGCCCUUCCCAGUACAGCGGCAGGGUGCUAAAGUUGUCCUCAGUGAUGGGCAAGGAUUUCAACAUUUGCCACUCUUUCUCCUUUUCCCUGCCCUGCCUAGUCACUCCUUCAUUCCCUCCUUCCCUCAGACAUCUCAAUGUUCAUUAAGCGUGGCACUUUCCCCCAUUAAAUCUUGCAAACUCUU